Malania oleifera is the source of this 399-nucleotide messenger RNA. RefSeq lists its product as uncharacterized. The coding region runs from base 1 to 399 and encodes 132 amino acids. NCBI's taxonomy places the organism in Eukaryota, Viridiplantae, Streptophyta, Magnoliopsida, Santalales, Ximeniaceae. The record is from RefSeq and is a predicted model, not a curated record. The transcript has a single exon.
AUGUCUCUAUACCGAUUAGUCUAUAGAAAGGUUUGUCAUCUUCCAGUUGAGUUAGAGCACGAAGCAUACUGGGCUAUCAAGAAGUUUAAUUUCGAUAUGGCUGCUGGAGGUGCUCAUCACUGCCUCCAACUUAAUGAGUUAAAGGAAAUCCACAAUGCCUCAUAUGAGAAUGCCAAGAUCUAUAAAGAUAGGAUGAAAGACUUUCACAACAACCACAUAGUCGUGAAAUCUUUUGAACCUCGCCAAAAAGUAUGGCUCUUCAAUUCAAUGUUGAAAUUAUUUCUGGGCAAGCUGCGUUCCUGCUAUCAUGGCCCAUACGUUGUGAACCGUGUGUUUCCUCAUGGUGUGAUUGAAAUUAAGGACCCCAUGACUGACACACUGCUUAAGUUCAAUGGAUAG